Paramecium sonneborni is the source of this 2061-nucleotide messenger RNA. The record is from the annotation of a GenBank genome assembly. NCBI's taxonomy places the organism in Eukaryota, Ciliophora, Oligohymenophorea, Peniculida, Parameciidae.
AAUUAUGGCACCAAAAAAAAAAACUUAAAAAUAACAAAGUUCAAUAAGUAUAAGAGAUUUAUUAUUUCUUAAGGCAAAAAAUAACCAGCAAAAAUAGAGAAAGUUCAACCAGCUCCAAUAGUUCCUAGUGCUUAAUCUACAAAAAUAAAGAAUGUGAAACCAGACUUUUAUUUUGUGAUUCCAUAGGAUGAAGAAGAGCAUUAUAGAAGAGAAGUGUACCAAAGAAGAGAGAAUAGAAAUAAGAGUUGCAUAGAUAUGAAUGAAAAUAGACAGUACAAUUAUAAUUAAAAGGAGGGAUAAUUUCGCGCCUCAAGAGAUUCCUGUUAUUAAUAAGGUAUCUUAAAAAAUAGUGAUUGAGUAAGAAUGUACCAAUGACUCGUCGUAGUUAUUUACUUUGAAUCAAUCAGAAUUGCCAACUAAUACUUCAAGGCAAUUAAAUAAACCAAAGAUAUUAUCUAUAAAGCCAAAAAAGUUAAUAAUGAAUCCAAAAGUUCAAGAUGACACUAUGGACAUGGAAGAGGAUUGGUAUUAAGAACUUAACAAGGAUAUCAAUCAUACUAAACAUUAUCUAUUAGGAGUUCCAAAAUAGACAUAAUAACAUAAUGAGAAUUCGUUAACAACUGAAAGAAAUUCAUAUACAAAGAAUAUUAAGAAAUUAGAUUUAGAUUUAUAAAUAGAACCAACAUAAACUUAAACUUCUGUGAAAUUAUCUAAAGCAAUGAAGACUAAAUUAGAUUCUAUGAAUGAAUGUUACAAUUCUCUAUUAGAAGCUACAAUUCCAGAAGAGAUAUUAUGUAGAGAUUAAGAAAAAGAUUUGAUUACUAAAUUUAUAGAAGAUGGUGUAAAGAAUAAUGGAUAAUCUUAGGCAUUAUGUAAAUAUAAUUAUUAAAUUAAGAUAUUUCUGGAGUACCAGGAAUUGGUAAGACUGCAACAGUUAUGGAAGCUUAAAAGAAAUUAUUAAGUAAAAAAGAUAAUUUCUAAUUUAUAUAUGCUAAUGCUAUGAAUUUUGGAUUGCCUGAUAAUAUAUAUUCUUUUUUAUUAGAGAAACUCACUAGUAUAAAAGAUGCUUCUAAAGCAUAAGCAUGCAUAUUAUUAAGUAUUAAAAAUACAUUAUAAUUUAGCUGAAUUAUUUACUAAAGGUUGUCUACCUACAAACUAUAAAGCAUAUGAAAAAUCUGUUAUUAAGAAAAAUAGAGUCAUUCUUUUAGAUGAAUGUGAUAAUCUAUUUACUCCUGAUUAAUAAGUGUUAUAUAAUUUAGUAGAUUGGCCAUAAUAAAAACAUGCAAAGUUGACAAUAAUUAUGAUUGCUAAUACAAUGGAUUUUCCAGAAAGAUUGAAACCUAAAUUAUAAUCAAGACUUGGAAAUCAUAGAGUUGUUUUUAGACCUUAUACAAGUACUUAAAUUGAAACUAUUUUGUAAUAAAGAAUGAAAGAUAAGAAAAUCAAAGAAUUAUUUGCAUCAAACACUCUAAAUUAUCUUGGAAAAAAGAUUGCAACAAUCUCUACUGACAUUAGAAAAACUUUAUGUGUUUGUAGAAAAGCUAUUGAAAUUGGAAAAGAAGAACUUCUUAAAACUGCAUAAUUUAAACAUAUUGAAGUUAAUCAUGUGAAAAUUGCCUAUGAUAGAAUUUAUAACAAAGCUUAUCAUGCUUGUUUACAUUCAUUCAGUAAAUCACUUAAAUUACUCUUAAUUACUAUUGCCUUAGAAAUUCAUAUUAAAGGAUAUAAUGUUGUUUAUCUUUAAUAAGUUCUUUAAAGAUUCAAUUAACAUCUUAUAUAAAAUAAAGAUGAUCCUAUUACUUAUUAAGAAAUCAAAUCUAUACUAUUAAAAUUAACUGAAUUAAACUUAGUUGAAGUUAAAGAAUAAAAUAUUCUCCUGAAUAAAACUUCUUGGUAAUAGAAAGUUAAUGUAAAUAUUUGUAUUUAUUUUAGGACUCCCUCUAAAAAGAUAACUUAAGAAAUAUUAAUGACUUAAUGAUCCAUUUGAAAAUCAAUGUUGACGACAUUAAAAAUGGUCUCUCAAAUGAUACAUUGUUUUAAUAGUUUUCUUAGUUUUUCUGA